ACUGCACGUGUUCAUUUCAAAAUUCGAAAUUUUCAAUUUAUUGAAGUCACUUCUUUCUAAUUUCUCUGUAAAUGUGAAUAUUAUCUUCUAAAAUGGCGACAUCUUUGGCAGAACAGUUGGAAAAACUGAAGGUGCCUCACACCAAACUUAUAAUACCGACAAAAAAGACAAAACCAUCGAUAUUAUUUCACCCGAGUGAAGCCGCUUCCAUCGAUCGCUCUACGUUUUAUGAAAUCGGAAUAAAUGGCUUGAACGAGUUGAUUGAGAAAAGUAAGCAAUUCGAAGAGUUCAAGGAUUCUUUAUUCGAUGAAACUUCCAAAAAUUUUGAACGUGCUAUUGAAACUAGCGAAGUUAAUGAGAAAUUGAAUGCUAUUAUAAAGAAGUUUCUGUACACUCUUUCACCUUACAUGCUUCUGAAACCGUCUAUGAAAGUUCUGGAAUGGUUAAUUACCAGAUUUCAUAUUCAUCUAUUCAACGUCGACGACGUGAUCUGCGCCACUUUACCGUACCAUGGGACUAAUGUAUUUGCUCGAAUAAUUCAAAUAUUCGAUUUGAAAAGCUCUGCGAACAAGAAAUGGGAAUGGUUACAUCCGUUUCAAAAGAAAGGAUUUCAUUUAUCCAAACCUGUCUUAAUUAAUCACUGUGCUUCCGACGUAGCUUUUUUAAAAAUGAUUUGCGAAGUUACUACCGAAGCUGUAGAGUUUUACGGAUCGAACGCCUACCGACUUUCAACUCAUUUUGCCUUCUUCAGCACUACAGUCGUGGGCGCUAUUCAACAUAUGACCGAAAUAACUGAAUUGCAUCUUACUUACAUUUUACCGUCUAUAUUUCUCGGACUGAGUUCUGAUUGCGUUGAUUUCACCGCCUCUGUGCUCGUGAUAAUUGCUUCUAUUCUUUCUAAAGCAUCUUUCCAUGAAAGAAUACAUCGUAAAUUGGUUGAAAAAAUUACUAAGAUACGUCACUCUUCGUUACAAAGUUCAGUGAUCUUACUCCUGAAUAUAUUAUACCAAUCUCAAGAUGAAAAUAAAUCCAGCAUUUCUCCGAGAGCUAUUAAAAACAUUUUGAAAAAUAACGAUUGGUUCGUUUCAAGGUUAUCGGAUUUCAUUAGCUCAGGCAGUUAUCCAAACGUAUUUUAUUUACUGCUGGUCAGAGAUUCUUUGAAAUUUCUUCAAAAACCCGACGCUGAUGUAGAAGAAGUUCAAACUUUCAUUCGUAAUUUAUUAAGUAGCUGUCGAGUGGAUGAUUUAUGUUCCGAGAAAUUAAUCAGAUUAAUAAUCGACGAAGUGAAAAAUAAUCCAGAUGAUUGGAGCUGUGAACUGGUUCAGGGCUUGGAACGUCAGUACCCGGUAUCAUGGGAUAAUGUGAUUUCAUUUCUCUUCAAGGAACAGCCUUCCGAAUCACUUAGCCGUAUUUUGGGUCUUACUUCGGUCGCUUCGCAAAUCCAAAUGUUUGAAAAAUUAAAUCAUGUCAACUCUACCGUCAGAGUGGAAACUCUGAAAUACAUUUCUGAUAAUCCAUCGUCUAUCGAGGCUAAAUAUAUUAAAGAAAGCUUAAUAGCAAGAUGGAACGAUGAAGACCCGAGUGUAAUUCUUGCUAUGUUCUCGUUACCGAAAGAAAUGCGUUUUUGUUCUGUUGAAAUCAUCGAUCGAUUAUUACUGAAAUGUUGGCAAGAGUCGGGAGUUGAAUGGAAUGAGUUACUUCUACGUGUUAUUGAAGAAUUGAGUACAGAAUUCGAUCUGAAAACGAGUUCUGCCAAAUACACGGUUUUAUUAUUUCCGUUUUGGAUUUCGUCUCCGCAACACGUUCAAAAAUCCAUUUUGGGCACUAAUUUACCUUUUUUCAAAUCAAUCAGUAAAAUGAAAUCAACUUUUGCGGCUACAAUGAAAAAAGCCACCUUACCGUCGGCUGAAGAUUUAAUGAUAGCGUACGAAGAACUUCCAAAGGAAAGUGUGAAUCUAGUGACAUUUUCGUUGUUUCUUAGCAGCAGUUAUGCAUCGCCCAAGGAGAAAAAUAAAUCUAAAAUUUUAUCUUUCGUAACGGAGGAAGUAUUAGGAUCCAAUUUGCAUAAACUUAAAUGGAAGGAGAGUGAUGUCUGGGAUGACGUUUCAAUUGAGAAAUAUUACGUCAAAACCAAACUGGGCAAAUUUCCUCGAGAAGUGAUCCAUAAAUUUUUCGUAUCUGUGAUCGAAAGUACAACUGUACCGAAACACUUCAAUUCCACUGGCUGGUGGGAUUUCUCGGACGAAUUUUCAACUUUGGUUUCCCAUUUAUACAAAUGUAUAAAUUCGUGCUUCUCUUUCGACGAAGAAACGAAGUGUAAUUCGUUUAUUUCUCUGUUUAUCGAGAAACACUUCAAAACUCUCGCCAAUAAGAUCACUUUUCUAUGCAAUAUAUGCAUACAACAUAAAGCUGAUCCAUCGGUUCAAAGAUGUACGUUUAGAAUGAUCAAUCUGCUAUUGAAAAAUACGGACGAAAGUUACUCCUGGGCAACGAGUAUGAAAUCGGAUAAUAUUCUGGUACCUUGCGUAUUGAUAUUUUUAUACUCAGAAGACUCGAAUCUUCGUGCCCACGUUAUGGAGACUGUAGAAAUCAUCGCUACAUCGUUGAGUUCUGCUUUGGCUACGGAUCUUACGUACUUAAAUCUACUCAAGUACAUUUUGCAGUACAAAAGUGAGAUUAUAUUGGAUAAAGAACAGUUGCUCUCGACCAUGUAUGCUUUUCUGGCCCAAGAUAAAGAUAUCCAGUCUCUGCUUCCGGUAUCUGUGCGAUGUUUCACGAAACAAAUUCUCGAAAACAUUAUCAACUAUAUCACAGAUCCAGCAACACCGCUAUCUGUUUCGGCAUCUUUGAUUGUUACCCUGGAGUACAUAAAAGAUACCAGUUCGAUUGAAAAAUUAGUCAAAUACGCCGACGGUAUCGUUAGAAAUGGCGAUUCGCAUGACAAAGAUGCCAGUUUCAUUAUCCAAAACGUAAUUGAUAAAUUACACGCUGAUAACAUGGAAGUGUACAAAAUCUCCUGUAUUCGGGAUUUCAUCGUUUAUUGUUUGAAAAAUGGAUCAAAAAUCAAAAUCCAAACGACACGUGGAACGAGUUGCGCGAAUGCUUCGCUUUUACGUAAACUAGCCGUCGACAUAUUCGAUCAAAUUGAUGGAGAUUUGAAAAAAAUCGUAUUGAAUUCGAUUCUGAAGAUUUGUUCCGAAGGCGAUGACAUCGAUUUAAUCUCAGCUGCUAAUAGUUUCGUGAAAAAGAUCACGUUGGAUUGCGAUUUAUUAAUUUCAUACUUAGAAACAAUGAUAAAUGCCACCAAGGAGAAAAGAAGAUCGAACGAAUUGACCACGGGUAUUUUAGAAACCACCGAAUGGAAAUGUGGAGUAGCGCUCAUGGAACUGAUUCAGAAUAAGAAGAAGAUCUACAACUGUCAUUCGAUUUUACCAGUGUUAUUCGACGUGCUUCAGAAAUGCUGCGAAAUAGAUGACGAAGUAGCCGUCGAAUACGCCAAGCAAGUUUGCCUCUCUUGUGCUCUGAAUUGCUCGCAGAAAUUAAUCGCUGAAAAACGCGCAGAUAUCGAGAAAUUAUUUAAUGUCGAAUUGAUCGUCAGUUGCAUUCGAAUGUCACCUAAUCCUCAAACUCAUCAUCACGCUUUACUUUUGCUCGCUCAUUGCGCUACUUUCGCUCCUAAUCGCGUGCUUCAUAAUAUAAUGGCUAUUUUCACCUUUAUGGGAUCUUCAAUUUUGCGACAAGAUGACGCGUUCAGUUUUCAAAUCAUUUCCAAUAUUUUGGAAACAAUCGUACCGCUUUUGGUUAAAAAUAAUCAGAAUGAUUCGAACGCCUUAACCAGCGCAUCGAUUACGUCUGUUUUGAGAGUAUUUGCUUCGAGUAUACCGGAUAUUCCAGAGCAUAGACGGAUACCAUUGCUGUUGAAAUUGAUGAAAAUUCUUUGCGACGGAGAUUAUCUGCACGUAUUGGUUAUUUUGUCGCUCGAAUGUAGCGCCAAAUGUUCCGUCAGUAAUAAAGCUGUCGGUGCGAAAUUCAUCGAAGUUGUUCAAGAAUUAUGCCUGCUGUUACCGGUUCGAGUUUUGCUGGCAAGUUUCCAGAAAUUAAUGGUGCUGAUAAAUGCUUUGCCUCAUAGUUUGGAUGAGAUGAAUAAUAAAACUACCCCAUUCGAUAAUUUAAUAAAUUUGAAGAAAUAUACCAACAAAGAACUCUGCCAUUUUAAUUACAUUAUGUUGAAUUUUAUUUCAACCAUUUUAUCGAACAGUAAAUUCAUUAAUCAGGCAACGUCGAUCGAAAAAUACGAAUUGAAGUUGUUCGAAAAUCACUUCAAAGGAAUCAUCGAGCAGACUUUAUUGUACGUGAAAUCUGUCACCGAAUACAGUUCCAACGCUAAAAAUGCUAAAAAUGCUUCGGUCAAAUAUUGGAAAGUCGUUAUUUCUCAAGCACUAGAAAUAUUGAACAAAACAAACGCUUUGUUGACCAGAGAAACGUUCUUAUCGGUCGUUAAAGAUUUGCUGAACCAUGAAUGCUUAACCGUUCGUCGAAAAACGAUGGAAUCGUUGAAUUAUCGUUUGCAACAAACCAAAGAAGAUGGAACCAAGGAGAGUUUCACCGCCGAUGAAUUGAUUCCGUUGAUUCCACUUUUAAUGAAUGUCGUCGAUACGAUUUCAAAUCAAUCGGAAGAUGAUGCAUUCGAUUUGAAGCUGAAUCAGCAAAUAGCUCUCAUAUCGUUGAAAUUAGUUACCAGAUUUUGUAACGCGUUCGAUCAUCCCGAUGAAUUCAAACAGGUGUUAUCGAAAUUGACAGUCGUUAUGCACGAUAAUCCUCGAAUGAAUGAUCAUGUUUUAUCAUGUUUAGUUCUUAGCAUCGCUGAACUAAUAUCAUCGUUGAAGAUACACGCUGUCGAAUCUUUACCCAAAUUUAUGCCUGCAUUUUUACAUAUAUUUAAAAAAUUCAAAGACGAGGAACUGGCUCAAAACGACGUGAUACUAUUAAGUGUAAUCACAGCGCUGCAAAAAAUCAUCGAAAUUAUACCCAAUUUUCUGAGUCCUUACUUGGAAACAAUAUUAUUCGAGGUGUGUCGUUUAACCGAGAAACUAGCUAGAGCCGAAGCAUCCAAACAGAAAAAUAACGAAGAUGUUAAACUAUCCAAUACAGCUCAUAAAUUGAAAUCAAUCAGGCAAAAAAUAUCUUCAGAAAUACCUUCUCGAGUUUUGCUCCCAGCUACUUCUUCGUGCUUUACGAAAUUCUGCAAUGAGUCAAAUUACACAGCUAUCGAGUAUUUAAUGAACAUUUUGGCGGAGAGUUUUCCCACCAAUGGUCAAUUUUCUGUCGAUCUGAUUACCUUAUUCACGACUGUGCUCGAUUUUCGUUGCACUUCCGAAGUAUCUGAAGAAAUUGUCAAUCAAGUGGAAGAUUACGUGAUAGAUUCUUUAUGCAAAAUUGUAUUGAAAUGUUCCGAAUCAACUUUCCGUCCGUUUUAUUACAAAUUGUUCGAAUGGGGAAUUAUCCCUUCGAAGGAUGUUUCUAAAAAGAAGAGAGUUAUUACUUAUUACAAAAUCCUGAGCCAAGUAUCGGAAAAAUUGAAAAGUAUCUUUGUAUUAUUUGCUUCAAAUUUCAUUCGAAAUGCUGCCGAAUUAUUGGAUAAAAAUAACAUCAGCAAAUGUGGAGGCGACGAAGAUAAUUUAUAUUUUCCAAAUGAUGUUGAAAAAACGUUGUUGUUAGUCGAUUCAAUUUUGAUCACGUUGCGUAAUAUAUUCAAAUACGAUACCAUCAAAUUUCUCUCGAAGGAAAGAUUCAAUUUAUUGAUCACACCGUUGGUAGAUCAGAUUGAAAAUGUAAUCGGCGAUUACGAGAAAAGAAGCGAAGAAAUUAUUGUUCCUUGUUUAUCACAUUUUGCCUCAGCUACCACCGAUGAUUUUCUAUGGAAGCAGUUCAAUUAUUCUAUUUUGCUUAAAACAAGACACGUUUCUCCGGAAGUAAGGCUGACUGGUCUCGAAACUGUUUGUAUGUUCGCUACUCAACUUGGAGAUAAUUUCUUACCAUUUUUACCGGAAACAGUUCAGUUUUUGAUGGAAUUAUUGGAAGAUGAAAAUGAAAUUGUUGAAAAAAGGACACACAAGGCGAUUCAAAAACUUGAACAAGUUUUAAACGAACCGAUACAGAAAUAUUUUUAGUUUCUGAUUUUUGUUAAUUUUAUUGACUUUUAAUAAACUGAGUUUUCGUUUUGUAAA
Planococcus citri (citrus mealybug) is the source of this 6227-nucleotide messenger RNA. RefSeq names its product HEAT repeat containing 1 homolog l(2)k09022. Gene Ontology annotation, molecular function: snoRNA binding. The transcript has 18 exons. Gene Ontology annotation, cellular component: t-UTP complex; 90S preribosome; small-subunit processome. The record is from RefSeq and is a predicted model, not a curated record. NCBI's taxonomy places the organism in Eukaryota, Metazoa, Arthropoda, Insecta, Hemiptera, Pseudococcidae. Bases 93 to 6170 code for a protein of 2025 amino acids. Gene Ontology annotation, biological process: maturation of SSU-rRNA from tricistronic rRNA transcript (SSU-rRNA, 5.8S rRNA, LSU-rRNA); positive regulation of transcription by RNA polymerase I.